UCACGUGACUUACUGAAAGCAAAAGCAGCGCCGACACGAGGUUUUUGUCUAUGGGCUUGAUGGAUGCGCCGACGCAUCGGUGUUGCCGGACCCAUCACUACGUGUAAAUGAAUGACACUUACUGGGAAAAAAAGAAUAUUGGGGUUGUGCCAGCAGUCAUUGUAUAAAGACGAGCUACAGCCUGAAGUUGUCACUUGAGAUGUUUUCACACCAGAGAGGCACUUACACAAGGUUUGAUUUUUGCAAAAUGGCAGGUAAAAUCAUACUUCUUGUGCUGCUUCUGUCAGCUAUAGGAAAAGCAGCAGGUCCUUCAGAUCUGCUGCUGGGUGAUGACUGUGACUUCUCUGAAUUAGGUUCUUCAGAAAUGCUACUGGUGGAUAACUAUCCAUCCUCUGGAUCAGCUGGAGUGACAACUCAGGAUCAAGGACCCCUCUACCCAGUUGGUGGAACAAUGAGAUCUGGAACAGAUGAUGAGAGCUCACCUCCCAUUAAACUCCUACAAACCUUUAACUAUUUUGGGCAGUCUUACUCUCAGAUUUACGUGAACGACAACAGACAUCUGACCUUUGAUGCACCAUUGUCAAAUUAUACUCCUCAACAAUUUCCGAUGAAUGGAACCAGAGACAUCAUUGCUCCGUUCUGGGCUGAUUUAGACAACAGAGACAAUGGUAAUAUCUACUAUGUUCAGAACACCAGCGGCUCUCUUGUCCAACAAGUUACACAGGACAUCAAUAGAUACUUCCCAGGUCUUAACUUUCAGGCCAACUGGAUCUUCAUAGCAACAUGGCAUGAAGUUGCCUAUUAUCCAAAAAGUGGGACACAAACAACCCUUCAGGCAGUCUUGACUACCAAUGGCCAUUAUUCAUUUGUACUGAUGAAUUAUGGGUCAAUAGCCUCCACAUCAAAGUCUGUACAGGGUGGAUAUGACACAAUCAGUUCCUCUCACCACUUCACCAUCCCUGGAUCAUUCUCCACAAACGCAACUGGACCUAACUCAACUUUUCGUCUUGGCAGUAAUGUCAAUGUACCUGGUCAAUGGGCCUUCCGUGUCGAUCAUGGAUCAAUAGACUGCAAUUUCAGUGGUCAACCUGUUCAACUUGGUGACUCUUUCUGGAGUGACAGCACCUGUGCACAGAAAUGCAUCUGCACCACAGCAGGGCUGCAAUGCUCCAACAAUCCCUGCUCCUUCUCCCAAAUCUGUCGGCCAGCUGCCUUUCAGUACUCCUGUCAGACAGUGCAAAGACAAACCUGCACCGUCAGUGGAGAUCCACAUUACUACACCUUCGAUAACUCAGUGUUUCACUUUCAAGGCACAUGCACUUACGUUCUGUCAGAGCAGAGUCAGAACGGACUGCCCUACUACAGAGUGGAGGGGAAGAACGGGCAUCAGGGCAGCACUCGUGUUUCAUGGACAGUACUGGUCAAAGUCUUUGUUUAUGAUGAAAAUAUCGAGCUGGUUAAAGGACAUCAAAGUCAGGCCAAGGUCAAUGGAAGCUUUGUAUCAACUCCGUUUUUCCUCAGAAACGGCUCUAUCCAGGUUUAUCAGUCAGGUUUCUCUGUGAUCAUCAGCACUGACUUUGGCCUGAUGGUGUCUUAUGACAGGUUUUUAUAUGUCCGAAUCAGUUUGCCCUACACUUACCAAAAUAGCACAUGUGGGCUCUGUGGAAACUUCAACAAUAACCCUGGAGAUGACUUUCGAACCCGUCAGGGUGAAGUGGUGAGCUCUGAUGUGGUUUUUGCCAACAGCUGGAAAAUAUCUGGAGAUGAUGAGCCUGGCUGUGAUCCUCAUUGUUCAGGUCUGGCCUGUGCUGGCUGCACAGCAGCUCAGACAGCACUGUACAGAAACUCUGCCCACUGUGGUAUUCUUGAGAACAGCACUGGACCGUUUGCUGCAUGCCAUCAACAACUUCCUCCUAGAUCUUUUGUGGACAGCUGUGUGUAUGAUCUCUGUGUCAGUGGAGGGUAUCAACCCAUUCUAUGCCAAGCCCUAAUUGUCUACUCAAGCCAGUGUCAACAAAAUGGGAUCCAGCCACAAAGCUGGCGGAGUUCUGGCUUCUGUGAAAUCCCCUGCCCAGCCAAUAGCCACUUUGAGGCCCAGGGUACAGGAUGUCCAUCUACAUGUGUCAACCCCAAUUCCACCAACAACUGCCCCCUCCCAAACCAAGAGAGCUGUAUCUGCAAUUCUGGCUACCUCCUGAGUGGAGGGGUCUGUGUCCCUCAUUCUGACUGUGGCUGCAGCUUUGAGGGUCACUACUACCGCUCAGGAGAAACUGUCAUACUGGAUGCAGACUGUAGGAGGCGCUGUACAUGCAGCUAUGGCUCCAUGACUUGCAGCUCUCACAGCUGUGGCCAACAUGAGUCCUGCAGGGUGGAGGAUGGAGUAAGAGGGUGCAGACCAAACAGCUUUGCAACAUGUUGGAUAAGAGGACCAGGAUCAUAUCAUACAUUUGAUGGAGUGAUGUACCAGUACCCAGGAGCAUGUCGCCUGACCCUUGCCAAAGUUAUGGGAUCAUCUGAUCACUCGCACUUCUUGGUCACUGUGGAAAAAGUUCCACAGGGGUCUCAGGGUUUCUCCAAUGUCCUAAAGUUUGAGGCAGAGGGAACACAAGUUGCUAUCGAGAUGGCAAGUAGUAGCACUGUUAAGGUUGAUGGCCAACUGACCAGACUGCCAUUCAGCUCUGGAUCCAACAGAAUCCGCAUCUUCCAAAGCAGCACUCACAGUGUCAUCCUUCGCACAGCCUUUGGUGUAACUCUGCAGACUGUUUGGCCUCAUUUUGUGCGUGUCACUGCACCAGGUGUCUACAGUGGUUUAUUAGGUGGACUUUGUGGAAAUUACAAUGCUGACCAGAAUGACGACUUCCGUACACCCAAUGGUACUCUAGUCAGUGACUCCCAGAUGUUUGGGGACAGUUGGCGAGAUGGCUCCCUGGCAGAUCACUGUGUGGAAAACAGACCUCGUAAUUCUGUAACCAAUUUCAGUUCCAGUGAGUACUGUGGAGUUCUUACUUCACACAUUGGACCAUUUAGAUCAUGCUGGGCUGCAGUGAACCCAUGGCAGCAGGUAAAUGCAUGUGUAGAAAUCCUCCAAGGCUCCAGAGAUCCAGCAUCAACGCUGUGUGAGGUCCUCCGAGAUUAUGCACUGAUGUGUCAACAUAACGGUGUGUCCCUGGGACAGUGGAGGAAUGCAGCUGGCUGUGAACUAACCUGUCCACCAAACAGUCAUUAUGAACUCUGUGGAAGUUCAUGUCCAUCUUCCUGCCCCAGCCUCUCCUUCCCCUUCACCUGUGACACUCAGUGCCAGGAGGGGUGCCAGUGUAAUGAUGGGUUUGUCCUCAAUGGUAACCAGUGUGUGCCUCCAACAUCCUGUGGAUGCUUUCAUGAUGGACGUUAUCGACAAGCUGGAGAACAGUUCUGGUAUGGUGAAGAAUGUCAGAGCUUUUGCACCUGUAAUGGUGUAACUGGUGUAGUCCAAUGUUCCCCAAAUUCAUGCGGACCUCAGGAGUCCUGCCAUGUUGUGGGGGGUGAGUUUGGCUGCCAUCCCAACCCUCAUGGCACCUGUUCUGCCUCUGGAGACCCUCACUACCUGACCUUUGAUGGCAAGGCCUAUGACUUCCAGGGAACCUGCCGCUAUGUUCUGGCAGCAGUUUGCAAUAACACUGUGGACCUUCACCAGUUUUCUGUGAAAGCAAAGAAUGAACCGUGGUUUGGACUGCCAGUUUCUAUCACGGCUGAAGUUCUUGUUGAUGUUUUAGGCUAUCAAGUGCGUAUGUCGAGAGGCAACAAGGGUACUGUGGAGGUGAAUGGAAUCACAAGAAAACUGCCAAUUGGCUUCAAUGGAAGCUUGUCAGUUUAUGGGAGUGGAUCUCAAACAGUUGUCAAAGCAAAGUUUGGACUGAACGUCAUGUAUGAUGAAAGAAGCACAGUGUCCAUUUCUGUCCCCCCAAGCUACAGAGGAAACAUGUGUGGACUUUGUGGAAACUUCAAUGGAAAUCCAAAUGAUGAUUUCCACACUCCAAGUGGAGCAUCAUCCAACUCAGCAGAUGCUUUUGGGGCAGCUUGGAAGGUUCCUGGGAACUACACCUGUAGUGACGGCUGUGGCUCUUCAUGCACACAAUGCAAUGAUGACCGACCUGCCAGGGCCCAGUGUGAGGUGAUCCGGGCAGCUGACGGCCCAUUCAGCUUCUGCCACGAGGAGGUGGAUCCAGCACCAUAUUUCAGAGACUGCGCCUUUGAUGUCUGCGUGUCGGGAAAUCGAGGCAGUGAUCUCCUGUGCCGGGCUCUAGAGACAUACGUCAGUGCCUGUCAGUCUGCUAAUGUCCGAAUCUACCCUUGGAGACAAAACACCACUUGCAGAAUUGAGUGCCCAGCCAACAGCCAUUAUGAGCUGUGUGGAACAGACUGUGGCAACACCUGUGCCAGCAGCAUUGAUGCUGCCUGUGACCAUGUUUGCUCUGAGGGAUGUUUUUGUAAUGAAGGGUUUUCCAGGAGUGGAACAAGCUGUGUCCCUGUGGAGAGCUGUGGCUGUCAGCAUGACGGCUUCUACUUCAAUGCCGGUGAGUCCUUCUGGACAGACAGUUGCUCCCAACGGUGUGAAUGUCAAGCACCCAAUGUCCUGAUCUGCAGUCCCUCAUCAUGCACUCCUGCACAAGAGUGCACCAUCAGAGGGGGGCAGCUAGGCUGUUAUGACGCCAUGUCUACCUGUACUGUAUGGGGUGACCCACACUACAUCACCUUCGAUGGAGCCCUAGCUCAUUUCCAGGGAUCAUGCUCUUACAUCAUCACUGAAAGCUUGAGACACAGCAACAAUGAAACUCAGUACAAAGUCGUGGCCACCAACAAGCACAGAGGAAACAAUCUUGUGUCUUUCGUGUCAUCAGUUGAUAUAUACCUCUCAAAUCCUGAUCAGAGAGUUAAUGUCAGACUUGGACCGAACAAGAGAGUGAAGGUAAAUGGAUCAGAGGUUUCUCUUCCCGCCACUGCAGGAAAUUUUGGUCAGGUGAUGAGGCAGGGAAGUUACAUAGUGUUUAAUGCUGCUGAUGUUGUAGUCCAGUUUGAUGGGUCUAGUACUUUACUGGUCAGGAUGGGUCGCAACUAUCAGAGCAGAGUCAGUGGAAUGUGUGGGAACUUCAAUGGUGAUCCCAAUGAUGACAAAGUUUUGCCCAAUGGUACUUUGGCCCAAAAUGACAAGCAAUUUGGCCACAGCUGGAAAUCAGAGACAAGCCAAGCAGGAUGUGAAUCCACUGAAGAGAGAAGUGGUGAUGGACUAAGUGACUGCCACUUCAUAGAAGAAUACACAGAACUCUGCAGAGUCAUCAACAACACCAGUGGCCCAUUCAGUUCUUGUCACCUGCAUUCUGACCCCCAACCAUUUUUCACUUCCUGUGUUUACGAUCUCUGCCUCUACACACCAGCCAAUGGCAUGCUGUGUUCUGCUGUCUCUGCUUAUGAGAAAACCUGCACCAAUUUGGGUGUAAGCAUCCCCAACUGGCGCUCUCCCUUGCGUUGUGCCGAGAUUGACCCCUGUGAACAGCUGGACUGUGGAGAGCAUGAGUGGUGUGGUAAGAAAGACGGUGUGUACAGUUGCUUUUCUGAUGAGCACUAUCCUAGACCCAACAAUGAGAGCUACGGACCUCUCUACCCAAUUUCUGGAAACACAACUCAACCAGCUCUCGAUGGAAGCUCCCCUCGGAUUGCUCUACAACAACCUUUUGUGUAUUUUGGACAAUCAUACAAUGAGAUUUACGUGAACCAUAAUGGGCAUAUAACCUUUAAUAGUCCAUGGGGGAUACACAUACCUCAAAGUUUUCCAAUGUAUGGGACCAGGGACAUAAUUGCUCCAUUCUGGACUAUAUUUGACAACAGACAAACUGGUCUGGUCUACUAUAAACAAUAUACAAGGGGCAACAUCCUCAACCAAGCAACAGAGGACAUUAAUAAUUACUUCCCACAGUUCAACUUUACUGCAAGCUGGGUGUUUGUUGCAACUUGGCAUGAAAUACCCUACUGGCUACAUAAUAAUUCACAAACAACAUUCCAGGCUGUCCUGAUCUCUGGAGGCCAAUACUCCUUUGUGCUGAUGAACUAUGGGAAUAUAUCCCCAAAUCGUUGGAACGUACAGGUUGGAUACGACACAAUUAAUUCCAUUCACUAUCUCACCGUUCCUGGAUCCUUCUCCAGUAACCCUUCAGGCAAUUACUCAGUUUUCCGCCUUAACAGUAACGUCAAUGUACCUGGUCGCUGGGCUUUCCGACUGGAUCAUGGAUCAAGAGGCUGCACUUUCAACAAUCUACCUGUUGAAUUUGGCAACUCUUUCUGGAGUGACAGCACCUGUGCACAGAAGUGCACCUGCACCACAGCAGGGCUGCAAUGCUCCAACAAUCCCUGCUCCUUCUCCCAAAUCUGUCGGCCAGCUGCCUUUCAGUACUCCUGUCAGACAGUGCAAAGACAAACCUGCACCGUCAGUGGAGAUCCACAUUACUACACCUUCGAUAACUCAGUGUUUCACUUUCAAGGCACAUGCACUUACGUUCUGUCAGAGCAGUGUCAGAACGGACUGCCCUACUACAGAGUGGAGGGGAAGAACGGGCAUCAGGGCAGCACUCAUGUUUCAUGGACAGUACUGGUCAAAGUCUUUGUUUAUGAUGAAAAUAUCGAGCUGGUGAAAGGACAUCAAAGUCAGGCCAAGGUCAAUGGAAGCUUUGCUGCAGCUCCAUUUUCCCUCAGAAACGGCUCUAUCCAGGUUUAUCAGUCAGGUUUCUCUGUGAUCGUCAGCACUGACUUUGGCCUGAUGGUGUCUUAUGACAGGUUUUUAUAUGUCCGAAUCAGUUUGCCCUACACUUACCAAAAUAGCACAUGUGGGCUCUGUGGAAACUUCAACAAUAACCCUGGAGAUGACUUUCGAACCCGUCAGGGUGAAGUGGUGAGCUCUGAUGUAGUUUUUGCCAACAGCUGGAAAGCUGCUGGUGAUGAGCCUGGCUGUGAUCCUCAUUGUUCAGGUCUGGCCUGUGCUGGCUGCACAGCAGCUCAGACAGCACUGUACAGAAACUCUGCCCACUGUGGUAUUCUUGAGAACAGCACUGGACCGUUUGCUGCAUGCCAUCAACAACUUCCUCCUAGAUCUUUUGUGGACAGCUGUGUGUAUGAUCUCUGUGUCAGUGGAGGGUAUCAACCCAUUCUGUGCCAAGCCCUAAAUGUCUACUCAAGCCAGUGUCAACAAAAUGGGAUCCAGCCACAAAGUUGGCGGAGUUCUGGCUUCUGUGAAAUUCCCUGCCCAGGAAAUAGCCACUAUGAGGCCCAGGGUACAGGAUGUCCAUCUACAUGUGUCAACCCCAAUUCCACCAACAACUGCCCCCUCCCAAACCAAGAGAGCUGUGUCUGCAAUUCAGGCUACCUCCUGAGUGGAGGGGCCUGUGUCCCUCAUUCUGACUGUGGUUGCAGCUUUGAGGGUCGCUACUACCACUCAGGAGAAACUGUCAUACUGGAUGCAGACUGUAGGAGGCGCUGUACAUGCAGCUAUGGCUCCAUGACUUGCAGCUCUCACAGCUGUGGCCAACAUGAGUCCUGCAGGGUGGAGUAUGGAGUAAGAGGGUGCAGACCAAACAGCUUUGCAACAUGUUGGAUAAGAGGACUAGGAUCGUAUCAUACAUUUGAUGGAGUGAUGUACCAGUACCCAGGAGCAUGUCGCCUGAUCCUUGCCAAAGUUAUGAGGUUCUCUAAUCAUUCGCACUUCAUGGUCACUGUGGAAAAAGUUCCUCAGGGGCCACAGGGUUUCUCUAAUGUGCUAAGGUUUGAGGCAGAGGGAACACAAGUUGCUAUUGAGAUGGCAAGUAGAAGCACUGUGAAGGUUGAUGGCCAACUGACCAGACUGCCAUUCAGCUCUGGAUCCAACAGAAUCCGCAUCUUCCAAAGCAGCACUCACAGUGUCAUCCUUCGCACAGCCUUUGGUGUAACUCUGCAGACUGUUUGGCCUCAUUUUGUGCGUGUCACUGCACCAGGUGUCUACAGUGGUUUAUUAGGUGGACUUUGUGGAAAUUACAAUGCUGACCAGAAUGACGACUUCCGUACACCCAAUGGUACUCUAGUCAGUGACUCCCAGAUGUUUGGGGACAGUUGGCGAGAUGGCUCCCUGGCAGAUCACUGUGUGGAAAACAGACCUCGUAAUUCUGUAACCAAUUUCAGUUCCAGUGAGUACUGUGGAGUUCUUACUUCACACAUUGGACCAUUUAGAUCAUGCUGGGCUGCAGUGAACCCAUGGCAGCAGGUAAAUGCAUGUGUAGAAAUCCUCCAAGGCUCCAGAGAUCCAGCAUCAACGCUGUGUGAGGUCCUCCGAGAUUAUGCACUGAUGUGUCAACAUAACGGUGUGUCCCUGGGACAGUGGAGGAAUGCAACUGGCUGUGUACCAACCUGUCCAUCAAACAGUCAUUAUGAACUCUGUGGAAGUUCAUGUCCGUCUUCCUGCCCCAGCCUCUCCUUCCCCUUCACCUGUGACACUCAGUGCCAGGAGGGGUGCCAGUGUAAUGACGGGUUUGUCCUCAAUGGUAACCAGUGUGUGCCUCCAACAUCCUGUGGAUGCUUUCAUGAUGGACGUUAUCGGCAAGCUGGUGAACAGUUCUGGUAUGGUGAAGAAUGUCAGAGCUUUUGCACCUGUAAUGGUGUAACUGGUGUAGUCCAAUGUUCCCCAAAUUCAUGCGGACCUCAGGAGUCCUGCCAUGUUGUGGGGGGUGAGUUUGGCUGUCAUCCCAACCCUCAUGGCACCUGUUCUGCCUCUGGAGACCCUCACUACCUGACCUUUGAUGGCAAGGCCUAUGACUUCCAGGGAACCUGCCGCUAUGUUCUGGCAACAGUUUGCAAUAACACUGUGGACCUUCGCCAGUUUUCUGUGAAAGCAAAGAAUGAACCGUGGUUUGGACUGCCAGUUUCUAUCACGGCUGAAGUUUUUGUUGAUGUCUUGGGCUAUGAAGUGCGUAUGUACAGAGGCAACUGGGGUACCGUGCAGGUGAAUGGAAUCACAAGAAAUCUUCCAAUUGUCCUCAACGGAAGCCUGUCUAUUUUUGGAAGUGGAUCUCAAACAUUAGUCAAUGCAGACUUUGGACUAAGAGUCAUGUAUGAUGGAAGUAGCACAGUGUCCAUUUCAGUGCCCCCAAGCUACAGAGGACAUGUGUGUGGACUUUGUGGAAACUUCAAUGGAAAUCCAAAUGAUGAUUUCCACACUCCAAGUGGAGCAUCAUCCAACUCAGCAGUUGCUUUUGGGGCAGCUUGGAAGGUUCCUCGGAACUACACCUGUAGUGACGGCUGUGGCUCUUCAUGUGCACAAUGCAACGAUGACCGAUCUGCCAGGGCCCAGUGUGAGGUGAUCCGGGCAGCUGAUGGCCCAUUCAGCUUCUGCCACGAGGAGGUGGAUCCAGCACCAUAUUUCAGAGACUGCGUCUUUGAUGUCUGCGUGUCGGGAAAUCGAGGCAGUGAUCUCCUGUGCAGGGCUCUAGAGACAUACGUCAGUGCCUGUCAGUCUGCUAAUGUCCGGAUCUACCCUUGGAGACAAAACACCACUUGCCGAAUGGUCUGCCCAGCCAACAGCCAUUAUGAGCUGUGUGGAACAGACUGUGGCAACACCUGUGCCAGCAGCAUUGAUGCUGCCUGUGACCAUGUUUGCUCUGAGGGAUGUUUUUGUAAUGAAGGGUUUUCCAGGAGUGGAACAAGCUGUGUCCCUGUGGAGAGCUGUGGCUGUCAGCAUGGUGGCUUCUACUUCAAUGCUGGUGAGUCCUUCUGGACAGACGGUUGCUCCCAACAGUGUGACUGUCAUGCACCCAAUGUCCUGAUCUGCAGUCCCUCAUCAUGCACUCCUGCACAAGAGUGCACCAUCAGAGGGGGGCAGCUAGGCUGUCACGACGCCAUGUCUACCUGUACUGUAUGGGGUGACCCACAUUACAUCACCUUCGAUGGAGCUGUGUCUCAUUUUCAGGGAUCAUGCUCUUAUGUCAUCACUGAGAGUUUGAACCACAGCAACAAUGACACUGAGUUCAAAGUCGUGGCCACCAACAAGCACAGAGGAAACAAUCUUGUGUCUUUUGUGUCAUCAGUUGAUAUAUACCUCUCAAAUCAUCCAGAGAGUGUUCAUGUCAGGCUCGGAUCUAACAAGAGAGUGAAGGUAAAUGGAGGUGAGGUUUCUCUUCCCACCACUGCAGGAACUUUUGGUCAGUUGAUGAGGCAGGGAAGUUACGUAGUGUUUGAUGCUGCUGAUGUCAUAGUCCAGUUUGAUGGCUCUAGUACUUUACUGGUCAGGAUGGGUCGUAACUAUCAGAACAAAGUCAGUGGAAUGUGUGGGAACUUCAAUGGUGAUCCCAAUGAUGACAAAGUUUUGCCCAAUGGUACAUUGGCGGAAAAUGACAACCAAUUUGGCCACAGCUGGAAAUCAGAGACAAGCCAAGCAGGGUGUGGAUCCACUGAUGAGAGAAGUGAUGGACUAAGUGACUGCCGCUUCAUAGAAGAAUACACAGAACUGUGCAGAGUCAUCACCAACACCAGUGGCCCAUUCAGUUCUUGUCACCUGCAUUCUGACCCACAACCAUUUUUCAGUUCCUGUGUUUAUGAUCUCUGCCUCUACACGUCCACCAAUGGCAUGCUGUGUUCUGCUGUCUCUGCUUAUGAGAAAACCUGCACCGUCUUGGGUCUAAGCAUCCCCGACUGGCGCUCUCCUUUGAAUUGUGCUGAGACUGACCCCUGUGAACAGCUGGAUUGUGUGGAGUAUGAGUGGUGUGGUAAGAAAGAUGGUGUAUACGGCUGCUUCUGUGAUGAGCACUACAAUAGAUACAACGAUGAGAGCUACGAUGCAAACGUUGAAUGCUCCAGCAGUUCUGGCACCAUGUCAAUAUCUCGCUGCAAGCUCUUUGAAGCGGGCUUCCACUCCAGUGCUCUCCAUCUCCGAGACAGCUCCUGCAAUGGGACUCUUCAGAACGGACGACUCAUCUUUCACUUUGACAAUGACAACCAUCUGUGUGGUACAACCCUUAUGAGAAAUGGAACUCACUUCAUGUAUGAGAACAAUAUUCAGGGCAAUGCGACCAACCAUCAGAGGAAUCUUCAUCUGCGUUUCUCCUGUGUUUACCCUCUGGCUCAGGCUCUCUCAAUGGUUGUGGACAUCAACCCUGUGGAGAGCAUUCUGAGGAAGAAGCUUCCUAUUGGCACGGGGUCGUAUCGUAUGAGGAUGAUCCCCUAUGAGGACGAAGGUUUCCACUCCCCCUUCAGCGCUAAUGGACACAUAGAAAUGGAUGUUGAUGAGAUGUUUUUCUUGGAGGUGCGAACAGAAGGGGUGGAUCAGAGCCAAUUUGCCACAGUUCUGGACUCUUGCUGGGCCACGCCAGUCAACCAAGCAAACUAUCCUGUCCGCUGGGAUCUGAUUACAGCACAGUGUCCUAAUCCAGAUGAUGGAACCGUAGAGGUGAUUCAGAACGGUGUCUCCACUGUGUCUCGUUUCUCCUUCAGGAUGUUCACCUUCACCAACCACACACAGAUUUUCUUGCACUGCAAUGUCCACUUGUGUCUUUUGAGAAGCAACAACUGCAGAGCUCACUGCAACCCGGAUCACCACAUUCUAAUCCGGAGGGACAUAUCUUACCAUGACUCUGGAGCUCUGUCAAUUGGACCACUGGUACUCGGGGCACAACCAAACACUGGUGGACUAAUCCAAAGAAACAGUGCUGUGGGUCAUCUGACAUCAAUUGUUACCCUGAUUGUCAGUUUGCUGAUGACUGGAAUUCUGGUCAAUUGAUAAAGAAUAAUCACACUCUAAGAACAAGUAAAAUUUUGUUACUUAUGAUUUAUGUUGAUGGGAGGUGUUUUCUGGGUUUUGGUUUGUACUCGUAAUUAUGCAAAGUAAAUGUGCUUUUCUAAUAUCUGGGGCACCGUUGUGCUUUAGACCAUUUGUGAGACUAAAGCAAUGUUUGUUUUUUCUGUGGAAUUUUUAUCAUUAACUGUUGGCAAUAUCCGAUUGUAAAAUAUAAAUUGUGUGCUUGGAUAAAACUAAGGAUAUAUAUAUAUAUACAGCUAAUUAAUUUUUACAGGAAAGAGCUUAACUUGUCAAACUGAAUGAAAUUAAGAAGAAUUUUCUCAUUGUUUAAAUUAUAUUUAAGGAUUUUUUGUGUGGUGGGAAAAUAUUCAAUUAAAAAAGGGGAUUAAUAAAGAAUAUAGAUAAAGCCUUUCAUGCUUUUUCCUGUUGAUAAAAGCCUUAAUAAAGUCUAUGUUUUGGAUCUGA
Xiphophorus couchianus (Monterrey platyfish) is the source of this 12247-nucleotide messenger RNA. RefSeq names its product alpha-tectorin-like. Gene Ontology annotation, molecular function: protein binding. Gene Ontology annotation, biological process: cell-matrix adhesion. The record is from RefSeq and is a predicted model, not a curated record. Bases 200 to 11764 code for a protein of 3854 amino acids. The transcript is spliced from 44 exons. NCBI's taxonomy places the organism in Eukaryota, Metazoa, Chordata, Actinopteri, Cyprinodontiformes, Poeciliidae.